AUGGUUGAAAAUGAACGACUUAGUUAUAUUAGGUUUAACCAGCCAACAUUAAGCGUGGCACCUUAUCUCAACUUGGCCCAGGCAGCUGAAGAUGGCAUUGAAGAUGCUUCUUUGAUGGGAAACCGUAUUAUUAUACCAUCUUCUUUUACUGGCGGCAACCGUUACAUGCAACAAAACUACUUAGAUACGAUGACUCUGGUUAAGUGGUUUGGUUAUCCGGAUCUUUUUUUAACCCUUACAUGUAAUCCUAAAUGGCCAGAAGUCAUUAGAUUUGUUGAAGCCGAGAAUCUUAAACCGGAAGACAGGCUAGAUAUUCUGACACAAAUUUUCAAAAUUAAACUUGAUUCAUUAAUCAGUCAAUUGAAGGAUGAAAAAACUUUGGGUGAAGUCGCUGGAGGCAAAUGUUCAAAACGAUUUCCAAGGGAAUAUACCGAUCAUACGUAUAUUGAUGAAGAUGGUUAUCCUAUUUACCGGAGAUGUAAUGAUGGAAAUAAUGUCCUUAAAAAAGGUGUUUCUUUAGACAACAGAAAUGUUGCUCCAUAUAAUAAGAUCCUUAUGAAACAAUAUCAAGCUCACAUGAAUCUAGAGUGGUGUAACCAAGUUGGAUCGAUAAAGUAUCUUUUUAAGUAUAUUAACAAAGGACCGGAUAGGAUAACAGCAUCUAUUGUUGAUCCAACAAAAAAGAAAAAACAACAGAUCGAAAAUAACGACCAUGACGAAAUUGGUGAGUUCUAUAACUGUCGUUAUAUUUCCGCAUGUGAGGCAUGUUGGAGGCUUUUUGGGUAUGAUAUUCAUUAUCGAACACCGCCUGUCGAAAGGUUGUCAUUUCACCUAGAACACAAACUACCUGUUGUUUUUAAACCAAACCAACAUCUUAAUCAUGUUGUUUCUAAACCGACUGUCGCUGCUUCUCAAUUUUUAGCUUGGAUGGAAUGUAACAAGCAUGAUGAAGAUGCACGGAAUUUGUCAUACGUUGAAUUCCCAACUAAAUAUGUUUGGAAUAAAUCAGAUAAGAUAUGGACAAAAAGAAAAACCAAGUCCAAGGCACUCGGUCGAUUGAACCACGUUUCUCCCAAGGCUGGUGACAUUUAUUACCUACGGAUUUUGCUGAACAAAAUCAAGGGUCCUACAUGCUAUGAAGAUAUCAAGACAAUUAACGGAAUUGUACAUGACUCUUACAAAGAUGCUUGUUAUGCUCUUGGUCUAUUAGAUGAUGAUAGAGAGUACAUUUCGUCAAUAAACGAAACACAUCAUUGGGCCACAGCUUCUUUCUGCCGGUCUCUCUUUGUUAUGUUGAUUACAUCAGAUAGUUUGUCAAGUCCUGCUCAUGUUUUUGAAGAGACAUAUCAAUGUCUUUCUGAUGAUGUCAUUCACAUUCGUGAACAAGAAAUCGGCGUCAGAGGCCUGAAGUUAAAAGAGGAUGCAAUUUUCAACCUUACGUUGUCAUACAUCGAGAAAUCAUUAUUGAGCUGCGGAUUGAGUUUGAAGCAAAUACCAAAUAUGCCGUUUCCUGAUCAUAGAUACAUUCAAGAGUCAUGCAAUAUGUUAAUUCAAUAUGAGCUUAACUAUGAUCCUGAUAUUAUUGAAGUUGAGCAUCAAGAUUUGUAUUCCAAAUUAAAUGUCAAGCAAAAAAAUGUUUAUCACACCAUUAUGAAUGCGGUUAACAACAACCAAGGUGGUGUCUUUUUCCUUUAUGGUUAUGGAGGAACCGGAAAAACAUUUGUUUGGAAGACCUUGUCUGCUGCUAUUAGAUCCAAAGGUGAAAUUGUUAUCAACGUUGCUUCAAGUGGAAUUGCAGCACUAUUGCUCCCUGGUGGUAGGACAGCGCAUUCAAGAUUUAUUAUCCCAAUUAACUUGACUGAGAAUUCAUUUUGUUCUAUUGCGCCAGACAGUGAUCUUGCUGCACUACUGAACAAAGCGAGACUUAUCAUUUGGGAUGAAGCUCCGAUGAUGCACCGUCAUUGUUUUGAAGCAUUUGAUAGGACGCUUAGAGACAUUAUCCGUUCAUCUGACAGGAAUAAAGCGUUUGGCGGCAAGACCAUUGUAUUUAGAGGUGACUUUAGACAAAUUCUUCCAGUAAUACAAAGAGGUAAUCGUUCGGAUAUUGUGCAGGCAUCGUUACAUUCAUCAAGAUUAUGGAGUGAAUGUACAGUUUUACGUUUAACGGUAAACAUGAGGCUUCAGGUUGGUUGUCCAACUAAUGGUUUGGAUGAGACAAAAGCAUUUGCAGAAUGGAUUCUUAAAAUUGGUGAAGGUAAUAUUGGUGGUCCUAAUGAUGGUGAAGCUGAAGUUGAAUUUCCAGAAGAUGUUAUCAUUCGCUCUACAGGUGACCAUAUUCAUUCAAUUGUAUCGACCAUUUAUCCUUCUUUUGAAAACCAUCUUGAUGUCCCAUCAUAUUUUCAACAUAAGGCUAUUUUGGUUCCUACAAAUGAAGAAGUUGAUGCUAUCAAUGACUACAUGUUAGCAUUGAUGAAAGACGAAAGGAAAACUUAUCUGAGUUCGGAUUCUUUAUGUGAGACAAAGUCAACAGAUUGUUUUGAGGAAUCAGUUUACUCUCCUGAUGUACUGAAUGCUUUUAAGGCAUCUGGAAUUCCCAACCAUAAACUCACAUUAAAAACAGGUGUUCCGGUCAUGUUACUUCGUAAUAUUGAUCAAACCAAAGGUCUAUGCAAUGGUACAAGGUUACAAAUAGUUAGGCUUGGAAAACAUGUCAUUGAGGCACGCAUUAUAGCCGGUAGAUUCUUCAAUGAGACUACUUAUAUACCUCGCCUGAAGUUAACUCAGUCUGAUAAAAGAAUCCCCUUCUGUUUUCAGCGGAGACAAUUUCCCGUAGCUGUUUGUUUUGCCAUGACCAUUAACAAGAGUCAAGGGCAGUCAUUAUCAACUGUUUGA
Messenger RNA from Lactuca sativa (garden lettuce), 2892 nucleotides. RefSeq lists its product as uncharacterized. NCBI's taxonomy places the organism in Eukaryota, Viridiplantae, Streptophyta, Magnoliopsida, Asterales, Asteraceae. The record is from RefSeq and is a predicted model, not a curated record. Gene Ontology annotation, molecular function: DNA helicase activity. Gene Ontology annotation, biological process: telomere maintenance; DNA repair.